Zeugodacus cucurbitae (melon fly) is the source of this 881-nucleotide messenger RNA. Its product is annotated as serine protease SP24D. Gene Ontology annotation, biological process: proteolysis. The record is from RefSeq and is a predicted model, not a curated record. Lineage: Eukaryota; Metazoa; Arthropoda; Insecta; Diptera; Tephritidae. Bases 52 to 819 code for a protein of 255 amino acids. Gene Ontology annotation, molecular function: serine-type endopeptidase activity. The transcript has 2 exons.
GUUAGCUGUUGCAAUGGAAAAUCAAAGUCGUUCUAAGCGUCUCAAGUCGUCAUGGGAUCUCAAAGUUUCUACGCAAAGUUGUUCGUACUCGUUUGCUUGGUGGUCGAGGCCAUACAAAGUGAAGCAGGAGCAGUUAGACCAAAUCCACGUAUCGGUACCGGUAGUAAUGCUGCAACGGGUCAGUUUCCCUAUACGGUAUCCGUACGUGUAGGCGGUGCGCAUAGUUGUGGUGGUGCGCUGAUUUCCCAAAAUUUUGUUGUAACUGCAGCACAUUGUGUAUACAGUAUUCCAGCAUCAUUCCUUACUGUACAAGCCGGUACUAUUAAUCGCACGGAAACGGGUGUUAUUGCUGGUGUAACGAAAGUAAUUCCGCAUCCCGACUACUAUUACGAUAAUGACAUUGCAUUGCUUGAGUUAGAUACUGCUCUGAACUAUAGCGAUAUUAUACAGCCAAUACCACUCGCUGCACUUGAAGUGCCCGCUGGUGAGCAGGUUACCAUUUCCGGUUGGGGUCGCGUACAAGAUGGCGGUCCACUCUCUGAAAUAUUACAGUAUAGUCGCAGUUUGAAGACUUUAAGCUACGAAGAGUGUGCUCGUGUAAACGGUCCCGUUAAUUAUGGCAUACAAUGUCUUGAGAAGAGUGAAAAUAAUGGCUUCUGUGAUGGCGAUGAUGGUGGUCCAGCGGUACACAAAGGUGUUCUAAUUGGCAUCGCAAGUUAUUACUCCGGCGUCUGUGGCAGCUCUUCUACACCAGAUGGCUACACCAAGAUUUCUUAUUACAGAAAGUGGUUAGUCCAAAACUCAGCUCCGGCCAAUUAAAGCAAAUCAAUACAAAAAAUGUAUAUAAUAAAUAAAGCUCAGCUCUAAUCCAAGCAUAUAAA